Molecule: messenger RNA, 534 nt
Organism: Auanema sp. JU1783
Lineage: Eukaryota; Metazoa; Nematoda; Chromadorea; Rhabditida; Rhabditidae
Source: the annotation of a GenBank genome assembly
AUGAAGUCUACUGUUUUUAAGGAAGGCGAUAUUGUUUUAGUAAAGCGAAUAAAAACCUCGAAAGUUCAGAAUAACCUGCUUGGUCCUUAUAAGAUAAUAGCCAUAAGAGAGAGUACUGCGAUUUUACAAAAAGUUGGUAAAACGAAAGAGAUCAUAAAGGCACCCGUUGAUCAGAUUAUUCCUUAUAAUAAUGGUGUAGAAAUCGAUGUACUAAAUAUAAACGUUUUCAGUUGUGCUGAUCCACGACAUCAUUAUCAGGACCCGAAAUGUGCCACACAGGACAUUCUGAAAAAAGUCUGCCGAGAAAUAGUUACGCUGCCUCCUCUACUACAGAAUCAUACAAUGCCAGCUCCUCUUCAUUUGGCGAAAUUACUCGAGUUGUUGGAUAACGGUGUGCUGGAAACAGAGAUGCUGAAGGAGAUUGCUAAAAAUAGUGAGAAACUAUCGAUUAACAAGGAAUAUCUAUUUUGCAUACGCAAAUUAAUUUGCAUCCAAGUGGACUUGGUAAGUGACCUUACCGAUACCGAAGGAUGA